AUGACGGCCAAAAAUCAAGAAGCUUCUAUCAAGAACAUGGAAAGACAAAUAGGCCAGCUCUCUAAACACUUUGCAACAGAGAGACCAUCAAGUUCACUACCAAGUGACACAAUUCCAAAUCCUAAGGAAGAGUGUAAGGCAAUACAGUUAAGAAGUGGGAGAACAUUGAUGAGCAACAAUGAAACUACAAGGAAGCAAGUGGAGAGCAGCAAAAAGCCAACAGAUACAGAGGAAGCCAAUGAUCAAAAUAUGGUGCCAAACAAGAGCACAGAGAACCCCAAAAGAAAAGAAGACCAACCAAUCAAUAUACAUGAGGGAGAGGAAGAAGCACAGAAAAAGGAGAAAGCCUUCAUUCCUCCGCUGCCAUAUCUACAGAGGUUCAACAAAGAAACCAAAGAUCAACACUUCCGCAAAUUCCUGGAAACUUUCAAGAAGCUGGCAAUCAACAUUCCCCUGGCUGAGGGGAUCCCACCAAAGCAUAAAGAUCCAGGAAGUUUUGUAGUUGCUUGCACCAUAGGCAAAAUGACAUUAGACAAGGCUCUUUGUGAUCUCGGAGCUAGUAUCAACCUAAUGCCCCUGUCUAUGAUGAGGAAGCUGGCUAUAGAAGAACUCAAACCCACCAGGAUGUCACUAGUCAUGGCUAAUAGAUCGACUAAGACACCCAAUGGAAUUGUGGAAAAUUUGUUAGUGAAAGUUGGGGAGAUUAUCUUCCCUGCAGACUUUGUAAUUUUGGACAACGAAGAGGAAGGAAACAAUUCAAUCAUCUUGGGAAGGCCAUUUUUAGCAACCGCAAGAGCUAUAAUUGAUGUGGAAAAAGGGGAAAUGAUCUUCAGAGUACACAAUGAGAAAAUGGUCAUAAAUGUCUUCAAGUCAAUGCAACACCCCCCUGAACAAGAAGAUUACUUAAGGGUGGACAUGAUAGAAAACCUGGUAGAAGAAAUGUUAGAAGCCAAUCAUCAUGAACAAGAAGAGGAAGGUGGUCAAGAGACAACAAAGGAGCAGGCAGCUGAAAUUUCUACCAACCAAAAGGCGAAGCCAGACAAGAAAGAAGAAGUGCAAAAAUAA
Messenger RNA from Arachis stenosperma, 1065 nucleotides. RefSeq lists its product as uncharacterized. The record is from RefSeq and is a predicted model, not a curated record. Lineage: Eukaryota; Viridiplantae; Streptophyta; Magnoliopsida; Fabales; Fabaceae. Gene Ontology annotation, biological process: proteolysis. The transcript is spliced from 2 exons. Gene Ontology annotation, molecular function: aspartic-type endopeptidase activity. Bases 1 to 1065 code for a protein of 354 amino acids.